UUUCGCAACGGGUUUGUCGCCAGGACACAGGUGUCGUGAAAACCACUGCUAAACCUAAGCAAAAAUGGGAAAGGAGAAGACCCACAUCAACAUCGUUGUCAUCAGACACGUAGAUUCGGGGAAGUCCACCACUACUGGUCAUCUGAUCUACAAAUGUGGUGGGAUUGACAAGAGAACCAUUGAAAAGUUCGAGAAGGAGGCUGCUGAGAUGGGGAAGGGCUCCUUCAAGUAUGCCUGGGUCUUGGACAAACUGAAAGCUGAACGCGAGCGUGGUAUCACCAUUGAUAUCUCCCUAUGGAAAUUCGAGACCAGCAAGUACUAUGUGACCAUCAUUGAUGCCACAGGACACAGAGACUUCAUCAAAAACAUGAUUACAGGCACAUCCCAGGCUGACUGUGCUGUCCUGAUUGUUGCUGCUGGUGUUGGUGAAUUUGAAGCAGGUAUUUCCAAGAAUGGGCAGACCCGUGAGCAUGCCCUUCUGGCCUACACUCUGGGUGUGAAACAGCUAAUUGUUGGAGUUAACAAAAUGGAUUCCACCGAGCCACCCUACAGCCAGAAGAGAUACGAGGAAAUUGUAAAGGAAGUCAGCACCUACAUUAAGAAAAUUGGCUACAACCCCGACCCAGUAGCAUUUGUGCCAAUUUCUGGCUGGAAUGGUGACAACAUGCUGGAGCCAAGUGCUAACAUGCCGUGGUUCAAGGGAUGGAAAGUCACCCAUAAAGAUGGCAAUGCCAGUGGGACCACACUGCUUGAAGCUCUGGAUUGCAUCCUGCCACCAACUCGCCCAACUGACAAGCCCUUGCGUUUGCCCCUCCAGGACGUCUACAAAAUUGGUGGUAUUGGCACUGUCCCUGUGGGUCGAGUGGAGACUGGUAUUCUCAAACCUGGCAUGGUGGUCACCUUUGCUCCAGUCAACGUGACAACUGAAGUGAAGUCUGUUGAAAUGCACCAUGAAGCUUUGAGUGAAGCCCUUCCUGGGGACAACGUGGGCUUCAAUGUCAAGAAUGUGUCUGUCAAAGAUGUUCGUCGUGGCAAUGUGGCUGGUGACAGCAAAAAUGACCCACCGAUGGAAGCAGCUGGCCUCACAGCUCAGUUGAUUAUCUUGAACCAUCCAGGCCAAAUCAGUGCUGGCUAUGCACCUGUGCUGGAUUGUCACACAGCUCACAUUGCCUGCAAGUUUGCUGAGCUGAAGGAGAAGAUUGAUCGUCGUUCUGGGAAAAAGCUGGAAGAUGGCCCCAAAUUCUUGAAAUCUGGUGAUGCUGCCAUCGUUGAUAUGGUUCCUGGCAAACCCAUGUGUGUUGAGAGCUUCUCUGACUAUCCUCCUCUGGGCCGCUUUGCUGUUCGUGACAUGAGACAGAUGGUUGCUGUGGGCGUCAUCAAAGCAGUCGACAAGAAGGCAGGUGGCGCUGGCAAGGUCACCAAGUCCGCCCAGAAAGCUCAGAGGGCUAAAUGAACGUUAUCCCCAGUACCUGGCCACCCCAGUCUUAACCAGUGGGGGAAGAACGGUCUCAGAACUGUUUGUCUCAAUUGGCCAUUUAAGUGUAAUAGCAAAAGACUGGUUAAUGAUAACAAUGCAUCGUAAAACCUUCAGAAGGAAAGGAGAAUGUGUUGUGGACCAUUUGUUUUGUGUGUGGCAGUU
This is a messenger RNA of Eubalaena glacialis (North Atlantic right whale), 1639 nucleotides long. RefSeq names its product elongation factor 1-alpha 1-like. Bases 65 to 1453 code for a protein of 462 amino acids. The record is from RefSeq and is a predicted model, not a curated record. Gene Ontology annotation, molecular function: GTPase activity; translation elongation factor activity; GTP binding. The transcript has a single exon. NCBI's taxonomy places the organism in Eukaryota, Metazoa, Chordata, Mammalia, Artiodactyla, Balaenidae. Gene Ontology annotation, biological process: translational elongation; translation.